GCGGCGGAGAUGAAGAUGAUCUGAGCUGCUGCUUCCACUGAUCGGCCCGCGCGAGGAGACGCGCCGCUCUCUCUCUCUCAUUUUCCGCUGAACUGGCGAGCAGCCCGUGUGCAGAACAUGCAAUGAAAGGGUCCAGAGGUCUCAUGUGAGUCGGGUCAGUACUACACCUGAACAUGAGCUUCACUAGAACUCUAAUGCACUGGAAUGGACUGUGGCAAACAUGUGUCUUGCCUCGCUGAUUAUUCACACUAAAACACUGGACAAGAAGCCCGUCGAUGAUGUAACGUCCCAAGAGUCCCUGCAGCUGCACGAGCCGCCAACCAUGAGCCAAGGGACGGCCCUCCUCUCCUGCGGAAUCGUGGAUUCUGGCCGGUGGUCUGGCGUCCAGCAGCGACCCGUGGGCUCCAGUCUGGAGAGCCUGUGGGACAGCGUGCGUGAGACAUGUUCCACUCGUGAGGCGGGCAGCACUGGUGCAAUCAGCAGUUUACUGCGAGAUCUCAGCCUGAGCGAAGCACCCUCUCUUUGUAGUACGGCCCCACCCAGCAAACGCCAGUGCCGCUCAAGGUCCUGCUCCGAGGAGCUCAGCGGCUGCCGGUCGUCGUGGCGACCGCAGGGCUCCCGCGUGUGGAUGAGCGUGGAGAAGCGCCGGUGUCACAGCGGGGGUAGCGUUCAGCGUGGAUCGGCGUCUGCCUUCAGCCCGUCUGGUUUUCCCGUGAUACAGCGCAGCUCCAGCUUCAGUCUGCCCACGCACACAAACAUACUGGAGCCGUUCGGCCACGCCUUCUCUUUCCCCGCUUCCUCCGAACCACCGCGGACACCCUACUGCUCGCAUGAACAGAUCUGCCCACACGAGCCCAGCGUGCCGUCAGAGGCCAGCUCACCCGACUCCACCCCAGAGCUGGUGCGCCGCGUGACCGGUCAGGGCGGACUCCCUCGCAGCCGAUCGCAGCCCUGCGUCCACAAUGACAAGAAGAUCGCCAUAAAGCGCAGGAGACCAGCAGAAAGUCACAAACAGAGGCCUUCACUUGACCUGCUCAAGAUGACACAGAAGCUGCAGGAUUUUCACAGUCUGAGCUGUCCAGGAUUCACCACAAGGGAUCAAACGCCGCUCUCCAGUCCAUUACUCCAGCACGAGAGUGACGUCACAUCUAACCAGCUUCAGCUCUACACCAAAGACGACACCAUCAUCAACCAAUCAGAUGCCAGCUGGACAGGAGGACUGAGUGGCGGCAAAGAACAUGAGCGUCUGUGGGCGGGGCUGUGCAGCGUCAGGGGGCGGGACGUUUUCCAGCUGGGCGGAGAACUAGACAUUGAACAGAUCGAGAGAAACUGAGACACCGCUCAAAACCUGUUGGAUUAUUAUGGGAUGGAUGCUUGAGUAAGUGGACGGGGUGGCACAUGUUAAUCGACUCAGGGUGAAACACACAGAGGUUCUGACAGGUCACCAGAACAUCAUCUGGACUGAAGUCUGAAGAGCUCUGUGUGUUUGGAGGAGAACACGCAUAUAUUUAGAUGAGUAGAAAUUAUUCGAGCGUUUCUCACAUGAUGACUUGAGAGCUGCUGGAUGCAGCCAAACACACACACACACAAACACACACGUUAAAGGGCUUCAGAUGUGUAACAAUAGUAAUAUCAGGUAAUUAAGUUCCUCACUGGUGAAAAAAAGCUAUUAGAACUAUUUCUGUCUUUUUUUAUAUUUGAGUAAAUACAGAAGUAAAUGUACUUAUUUCUAUAUAAAUAAACAGCAUUUUAAUGUGGUUGUAAGAAAACUGCCGUGAUUGGCUGAUUCGUAAUCAUUGAAGUGAAAGAGUUUUUAAGUAAAUCUCACGAAAACUGUCAGGAAAUGUCAGGGUUCCCACAUGUCCUGGAAAACCUGGAAUUUUGAAAUGCAGUUUUCCAGUCAUGGAAAAUGAGAAAAAUAACGAAAUGUCCUGAAAAAAAGAAAAUUUGCCCUGGAAAAAUAUUUUAGCAUAACUAAAGUUAAAAGAAAUAAUAAUUAAGAUUUACGCAUUUAAAUUUCAUAACAAAAUUCCUUCAAAUUGAAUUGCGUAAUAUAAUAAAAAACUAAAUAUUUUUAAUUUUAUUAAUUUAAUGUUUUUUUUUCUUUCUCCCUUUUUCUCCCCAAUUUGGAACACCCAAUUCCCAAUGCGCUCUAAGUCCUCGUGGUGGCGUAGUGACUCGCCUCAAUCUGGGUGGUGGAGGACGAAUCUCAGUUGCCUCCGCAUCUGAGACCGUCAAUCCGCGCAUCUUAUCACGUGACUUGUUGAGCGUGUUACCACGGAGACGUAGUGUGUGUGGAGGCUUCACGCUAUUCUCCGCGGCAUCCAUGCACAACUCGCCACACACCCCACUGAGAGCAAACCAUGUGACUCUACCGUCCCUAGCAACCGGGCCAAUAUGGUUGCUUAGGAGACCUGGCUGGAGUCACUCAGCACACCCUGGAUUCGAACUCGCGACUCCAUGUGUGAUAGUCAGCAUCAAUACUCACUGAGAUACCCAGACCCCAUUCAUUUAAUGUUUUAAACAUUACGCAAUUCCAUUUGAUGGAAUUAUUUAUGAAAUUUAAAAGUGUAAAUCUUAAAAAUUGGCUCAAAUAUUUUUUGAUUGUAGCAAGGUUUUUGUUACAUAUAAAAAACAUAAUGAUCGGGACUCGGGAUAGGUGUCAUACAUCCGUAUCGUUUCGUCACUGCCGCCAGCUGCACGUUGUGUAACAACAUCAACGGUUGACUGUCAUGAAUGAAGCCCUGUCACGUACAUUCUCUGCUAAUCUUCUGUCAUUUCUGCUUUGCUCAGAGUAAAUAGUUUAAGGAAGUAUUCGUUAGGGUUGUGCGUUAUGGCUUCAAAAAUUAUAUCUCACUAUUUUUCAGCCUGUUGACGAUAUUCGAUAUAUAUCUCGAUAAUUAUGUAUCUGCUCUGAAACGGCUCAGAGUUUUUUUUUUGUUUUUUUUUAAUCGGAGGAAACAUUUUCAUGCAUUUCAAAAAAUACAAAUCUAUUUAAAAAUAAAAAAGGCAUGUUUCCCUACACUUUUGCACUAAAUGAACACAAAGGAUAAUGAGAUCUAAUCAUUGUCAUUGAUAUGCACUUUUUUAUUUAUAUUUGAUAUGCAAUGAUAGCUUAAUAGCUUAAUAAGAAUUAUUUACAUUCAUAUAUAUUUACCAAAAAUGUGCAAAAUCCACUUAUUUUCUGAAACUCUGGUUGAAUAUUGCAUGAAACUAAAUUAUUACUGUGAGACCCAGUCAAGUAUAUUAUUAUAAUACUGAAUUAUCGUUAUUAUUUUGAGUAUUAGAUUUGUUUUAUUUAAUAGUAAUAUAUUUCUUUCCUAUUUAAUUCACGUUUACAUGGAGCUUUUAUUUUGACACUAAGAGUGCUCCGCAUCUGGUGAAGAGCUGUUGUCCGCUCCUUUUCUGCUAGAGACCAAUCCUAUUGUUUACAAAACGUUCAGCGCAUGCGCAGUACAUGGUGGUAGAAAGCCGAUUGACUGUUGUGUUAGAUUUGACAGAUAAAACGAUUAAACGAAAGUACGACACAAAACCAUCAUAAAUACACAAAUAUUCUUAGCUAUACAGUUAUUAUAAUGAUACAAGUUAAUAACACAUCUAUAAUAAUGUUUGUUGCAGAGCCGUGAGUUGAACUGAUCUCAGUCCAGUCAGCUGUGUUGAUGGCUUGAUGCUACAGUCGUCUACGAGAACCCUCAAAAUAAUCUUUCAACAACGGGAUCUGAUAAAAGUUUGCUGUUUGUGGGCUGUUUCUGUCACCACUUCUGUGUGUGAAGCAAGUGGUGACUUUGCCAAAGGAUUGGUCUAUACUGUGCCGCCCUUGUAGAUUUGUAUAAUAAUUUGUAGCGGUUACUAAAGUUUGGAAUUGCGCGAAUGCUUGAACAUUCAGGACUUUAUUUCUUUCACAAUGCAUGUGAUCUGCUCUAAAAACACGCAUGAGUCCCGCACGUGCACAGAACAGCCCGUCACCCAUUCAGAAGUGCACACAGACCAUGUUUAUCUGUCUUUUUAAUUUUAUAAUCGCAUAUGCCAUAUUGCCAUUUUGGUGUUAUUUUGAUUAAUUGUGCUGCGCAGACGGAUCGUGAAAUUAGUCUACUGAUGCGCUCUUUAUGAAACUUAAUGGCUAAAUAAAAAGAUUCGGCCAUUACACCUCGGGAUGUGAAUGAUUUUUUAAAUACUUCGUCAAUCAGAGUUUGCAUACUGCGGUUUCCACAUGAAGGCCCUUACGAUGAAAACACGGACAGAAUCACUGAAUCCAGUCUUAAAAUUGCAUUAGCUAUAAAACACGUAAUGUGACGGAAUUUGAAAUAUUUAAGAUGAAAAUUAAAGAGGGGUCUGGAUAUCUCAAUGAGUACUGACGCUGACUAUCACCCCUGGAGUCCCGAGUUUGAAUCCAGGGUGUGCUGAGUGACUCCAGUCAGGUCUCCUAAGCAACCAAAUUGGCCCGGUUGCUAGGGAGGGUAGAGUCACAUGGGGUAACCUCCUCGUGGUCGUGAUUAGUGGUGCUCGCUCUCAAUGGGGCGUGUGGUAAGUUGUGUGUGGAUCGUGGAGAGUAGCAUGAGCCUCCACAUGCUGUGAGUCUCCGCGGUGUCAUGCACGACGAGUCACGUGAUAAGAUGCACGGAUUGACGGUCUCAGAAGCGGAGGCAACUGAGACUUGUCCUCCACCACCCGGAUUGAGGCGAGUCACUACGCCACCAUGAGGACCUACUAAGUAGUGGGAAUUGGGCAUUCCAAAUUGGGAGAAAAUGAAUGUCUGAAUGCACAAUUGAUUAAAUAUAAAUGGUGGUAUGUCCCGUUGUGAUUAUUAAACUGCAAAAGGCUGUGAUUUAAUUACAUAAAUAUAUAAUCUGCAUGUGCUGCUCACUUCAAAAUGACUGUGUGAAGCUCAUACAAACACCUCAUCCAUAAUCAUCACGCACAUUCUGUGUAGUAGAUGACUGCGCUCUGAGGCGCACAGCACAGAACACAUUUUUAUUCUAUUUAAUUGCAGCUUUUUUAGGGGUUUACACUAAGCCAUGUAGCGAACCGGUUAUCCGGAGGAGAGAAACUACUGUUAAAAACACACAGAAAUGACAAAAUAAAAGCUUGAUUUAAAUGGGAAAAUAAAGGGAAUAAAUAUAUUACUAUUUUAUAGUAAUGUUUAUGUAAUUAAAUAAUAAUAAUAAUAAUAAUAAUAAUAAUGCAUUAAAGUAAUAUCUCACAUCUGUGAUGUUCUGUUGUGACGCACUUCAUUUGACAUAUCUCGUGUCAUUUCAGAUUUUGUAUAAAAGCACUUAAUCUGAUAAACAAAUAAUGCAAUGUUAUGUUCAAAAAUUAAUUUAAAAUAAUUCUAUUUUUAUUUGAUUAAAGUUUUGAUAAAUUUGUGUGACUAGACUUCAUUUUGAUGAUAAUGUUUAAUUAAACUGUCAAAUACACAAUUCAGAGAAAAAUAACCUUCCAGUAACCACAAUAUACAUCAUGACCUUUCAUGUGUUUAUGCAUAAAACAUCCUGGAAAUGUCAAAUUGUGCCUUGAAAAGAGUGGAAACCCUGGAAACCCAAAAGACAAACUAAGAAAUUGCUCUCGGCACAAAUACUGAUUCUCUGAAAGCAAAACUGUGUUGUUGAGGUCAGACCGGUAAACACACACAAAAACACUGUUACCAUGGAUACCAGUCUGUCCUCAACACAGGUGUGUGAACGCCCGUCUGAUUAUUCCUCAUUUCCUGUCCAGCAGGAAGUGUGUGUGGGUGUGAUGGUCAGAUGAGACUUUAAACACAGACUGUCAUGAAUGUUGAAGAAACAUGAAACAAGUUAAAUUUAUACUACACAAAUGUAAAUGGUGUAUAUGUCUACAUUUCUUAACAAAAUUAAAAUAUGUAAAAACAAAUGUACGGAUGAAAUAAACUCAAAUAUAAGAAAGUU
Myxocyprinus asiaticus (Chinese sucker) is the source of this 5903-nucleotide messenger RNA. RefSeq names its product protein FAM53B-like. NCBI's taxonomy places the organism in Eukaryota, Metazoa, Chordata, Actinopteri, Cypriniformes, Catostomidae. The record is from RefSeq and is a predicted model, not a curated record. Bases 221 to 1333 code for a protein of 370 amino acids. Gene Ontology annotation, biological process: positive regulation of canonical Wnt signaling pathway; protein import into nucleus. The transcript has 6 exons. Gene Ontology annotation, cellular component: nucleus.